Molecule: messenger RNA, 2710 nt
Organism: Actinia tenebrosa (Australian red waratah sea anemone)
Lineage: Eukaryota; Metazoa; Cnidaria; Anthozoa; Actiniaria; Actiniidae
Source: RefSeq, a predicted model, not a curated record
ACUAUUAUUUUGUCGACUUUCACAACAAAGAAAUAAUUUCUUUUAAUAAAGACUCUUCAUUCUUAGGAGAUCAAGAGAGCCCUAUACCUUGGAUCUUAGUCGUUCCAAUCAUCCAACAACAAUGCUAGUCAUAUGUUAAAGGUUCCAUAAAUUUCCUUGGAAGCAUAAGUCAUUAAAAGAGUUUGGUUCUCAGAGGUUUAGUGUACAUGAAAAGAAAUGAAGAACUGAACGUKACAGAACUAUGAUCCCUUCUUGGAGGAAACAUAACAUUGUUGAAACUGAAGAAGAAGUUGCUAGGAACAGAGAAAUCAAGAAUAGAAUCAUCAAUGAGCUGUCAAUCACUGUCAAAGAAAUGUCCAAUUUCUAUAAUCUGCUUGGGAAGAUUUCUUCAGAAUCCAUGCCAUCACAUUCUUUUUGGAGUUUCCUUGUCCAUUUCACCCAUAAAGACAUUACGCAGGAGCUACAGCACCUAUCACAUAUAACCACACCCAUUGGUCAAUGCAGGGCAUGGGUGCGUCUGGCYUUGAAUGACUGUCUGAUGGAAAGUUAUCUUGAUGCAAUGCUGUCAGACACCAAGAAAAUACAGAUGUACUACAAGCCAGUUGCAUUCAUGCUAGAGGAAGAGUUACCAUAUAUAAUGAUCAGCUUCUUGCAAGGAAUAACUGAAUUCAAGUUUAAUUUUAAUUAUAACACACCAAGCUUGAAUACCUGGACAGGUGAUACCCUUGCCCUGGCAGGAAUAUGGCAGCUACCUCAUUAUGCCAUUCACUCCCCCCAACCAGUAACUACCUCAGCAUUAGAGACACAUGGAGCUACAAGCAGUCAGCCACCAUCGAGUUCUACACAUGUACAAAAACCAGUAGCCAUUCCACAUAAAAGGUCUAUCAGUGAUGAGAUAGAAGUUGCCAGGAGUGUACAUGAAGGUGCGGAAGGAGAACAUGUUGUAAUUGGUGAAGAAAAUCCUGUUGAAAGAAGGGUGAUAAUUGACGAACCCCACAUUGAGCCUGAGGAUGAAACAGAUAUGAUUGAAGAAAAGCCUUUUUCUACUGAGGAGAUAUCACAUCAUACAGCUGAUGACAACAAAGAUCAAAUACCAAURCCAGAGGCUGAUAGGUCAACAGCGAUCAGUCCAGUUCCCAUGAUGGGCAGCAAUAAGCUAGGAGUCAGCACUGGAUGGUCAUCAGCCUUUGAUACAAAUACCAUACCUAGUACUAAUACACCUAAGGAACCAGAAACUCCUGAAGAAAAUAAGACCAAUGAACAAUCAGCUCCUCCUGAAGACAGCAAGCUGCAACAUGUACAAUCAACUACUGGUAUGCCCAGUUAUACUAACCUGCUGAGCAGUUAUACCGUACAGGGACAAGCAAAUUUUGAUACUUCUGUGUAUGAUGAAGAAGAUGGAGGGAAGAAAACUACAGAGAAGAUUCCCAUCCCAAGGCCCAUCAGUCCAGACCAGACAGAACCACAAAUGCCAGGAUUUGAAGUGGUACCACACAGUUCAUCUGUACAUUCAGAACAUGCUGAUCUGUGUUGUCAAAAGGGUUUUAUCUGUGAAUUCUGUAAUGAUCCAAAAAUUAUUUAUCCAUUUCAAGUCAAUACUACAACACAGUGUCCUGAAUGCAAAGCCGUCUACCACAAACAAUGCAUUGCAGAUAGAAACUGUCCAAAAUGUGCACGAAGACUUAAAAAGAAGGCUGCAACAGCAUUAGAAUCUACAGCCUUAGAGUUUAAUUCUCCUUGGUAACCAUACCAUGACAACAGCCCGUAAGGUUAAGCAAGCCGAGCCAGUUUUUCAGCCUUCUUGUUGGUUGACAUGUCAAGAGGUAGAGAGUUUUCAUAAAAUAACUUAGGAAAAGCUCAUACAGAGCUAAAGUAAAAUGGCUACAAGUUCUAUUGAGAUAAGUAAACCCUAUUUUGAAAUUUAAAUUAAAAACUAAGUAUUUAAAUAAUAGAAUUUAAAAGUUUAAAUUUGAUAAUAAAUUUCAAUAAAACGAAUGAAAGCAUAGCUAUUAUACAAGUGUUCACAUUUUAUAUUCGCGCGAUCAGCAGAACAGACUCAAAAAAAAUUACUAAGAAGUGCAUGGUUGCCGGUGAACAAAGUAAUCCAUACAUUCCUUAUUGAACUUUUUAGUUUCUGAAUGGCUUUGUAAAAUAACUGUUAUAAAUCUCCCGUUCUGAUUGGUUUGGAGCGCGUGCUUUAUGAGAGUACACAGCACGUGCUCGCACUUUCAGUUCAGAAAUUCCUAGCAAAACACAACUUGCUUGCCGUGCUGUUUCCAGUUAUAAAGCACUUGGCAAAUGGCAUAACACUCGAGAAGUGUCGAGAAGCACUCCGCUACGCGUCAUGCUUCUCCUAACACUUCUCUCAUGUUCUGCCAAUCCCCGCGUGCUUUAUAGCUUCACAGCACGUGUUUGCUAUUUCUUCAAUAUCUUGAUUAUCGAUAUUCAGGGACUCGUAACGAGUCCCUCACGAUAUGAAAUCAGGCAUGGGGCUAUAAACUAGUGUUAACUUUGUACCAUACCGAAGAUGUAUAGUAUUUAUAAAAUUUACCCUUUUGUGGAUAUAUAUAGUUUUUGUUAAAACUGAAUAAGCAGCCUAAGCUGUUGGUUAGAGAGAGGUAAAGUUCUUGGUCACUGACUUCUGCAACGCCAAAUACUAUCCAAAAAUGGCCCCAGCAUAUUUAUUGUAAAUAACAAAACAAAAAAUUAA